AUGACGGAGCUAAUAUUCUUCUUUGUCACGUCUAUUAUCCCCAAGAUGCUGGUGGACAUGGUUUCUCUGAACAAAGCCAUCUCUUUCUUGGCCUGUGUGGCCCAAUGCUAUUUCUACUUCUCCUUUGGCGCCAGUGAAACCAUCCUUGUUGUGAUGGCCUUUGAUCGAUAUGUCACCAUCUGCAAGCCACUGCGCUAUGCCACCAUCAUGAAUGGAUGGGUCUGCAUUGAUUUGGUCCUGGGGUGCUGGAUCGGUGGCUUCCUUGCUCCUGUUGUCCCAAUCAUUUUACUCUGCCGCCUAUCCUACUGUGACUCUAAUAUUAUAGACCAUUUCUUCUGUGACUAUUCCCCAGUUGUAAAGCUUUCUUGUAGUGAUGUGCAGCCCCUCCUGGCUAUAGAGAAUGUAUUGUGCUCAGUUAUGCUCCUCAGUUCUUUGUUUGCCACUCUUCUCUCUUACAUCUACAUCAUCGCCACCAUCUUCCGCAUGCACUCCACCAAAGGUCGACUAAAGACAUUUUCCACCUGUGCAUCUCACAUCUCUGUUGCCUCCAUCUAUUAUCUCAGUUCAAUCUUCAUGUAUUCUUUACCCAGCCAGGGAUACUCCCAAGAUGUCCAGAUGGGCCUUGCUGUCCUUACUGGUGUUGUUACUCCUUUACUGAACUCUUUUAUUUAUAGUCUAAGGAAUGAGAAGGUCAAGGAGGCCUUCCAAGACUGUCUGAAGAAGAGACAAAUCAUGCCCUGA
Messenger RNA from Zootoca vivipara (common lizard), 741 nucleotides. NCBI's taxonomy places the organism in Eukaryota, Metazoa, Chordata, Lepidosauria, Squamata, Lacertidae. The record is from RefSeq and is a predicted model, not a curated record.